Molecule: messenger RNA, 5529 nt
Organism: Stylophora pistillata
Lineage: Eukaryota; Metazoa; Cnidaria; Anthozoa; Scleractinia; Pocilloporidae
Product: kinesin-like protein KIF15
Biological process (GO): microtubule-based movement
Molecular function (GO): ATP binding; microtubule binding; microtubule motor activity
Source: RefSeq, a predicted model, not a curated record
GAAAGCGUGUGUUAUUGUUGUGCUUCAGUCCUUGUCGAACUCAAAUUUCGACCCAUUUGAUGUUCUACGCGAGUGAAGAGAGUGAAAAAGUAAAUAUAGAAAACAAGAAACAUUUUCCCAAGAAUGUAAGAGAUCGAGAUCGCUUGUAGGAGAAGCAGGAGAAAGUAUUGGAAGAGCGGUAACUCUGGAAUAUCAGUACAUUUGGAGGUUCGAUGAGUUUCCACCGGAUACAAUUCUAAGAUCGCCGAUUGCAGUGGCAUUAUGUACUUGAUGUAUCGCUUUAAUAAAGUCACUGCAUAUCGCUCUCAUGCUUCGACAAGAGGAAUCUACAACGCUGCCCAAUAGUGCAGGCCUACAUGAAGUCGACGUAAGAGCCACUCCAGCUGGUAAAUCAAAAUCGUCGAGCAGUGGACAUGAAAGUGGGGAAGGAGAUAACAUCCGAGUGUAUGUACGUGUCAGACCUCCAGCUAAAAACCUUGAAACAGACGUUGAUCGCACAGCAUGUCUAGAUGUAACAUCUGCAAAUACAGUUGUACUCCAGAGCAAGCCUGAUCCAAAAACAUUUUCCUUUGAUCAUGUGGCUGAUGUUAACACAACUCAGGAAGAGGUGUUUGGAGCAGUUGGGAAGAAGAUUGUAGAGGGUUGUGUUGCAGGUUACAAUGGAACAAUUUUUGCAUACGGCCAGACUGGCUCAGGGAAGACGUUCACCAUGCUGGGACCUGCCGAGGGUGAAGAAGAGAGCUUUACUCAUCAGCUCCGUGGGGUCAUACCACGUGCAUUUGAAUACCUAUUCAGUUUGAUAAACAGGGAACAGGAAAAGCAUGGUGAACGAGUAGAAUUCUUGUGUCGCUGUUCUUUCUUGGAGAUCUACAAUGAACAGAUAUUUGACUUGUUAGAUCCUGCAUCAAUGGGCCUGUCUCUUAGAGAGGACAUCAAGAAAGGUGUAUUUGUAGAUGGACUUCUUGAACGGGAUGUGGCCAGUGCCAGGGAUGCUUACAGGGUGUUGAAUUCUGGUUGGCUAAACAGAAGAGUAGCUUCUACGUCCAUGAACAGAGAAAGUAGCCGCAGUCAUGCAGUUUUUACUGUGACUUUAGAAUCCAAGGAACGCAAGGCAGGUAUGGCAAGUAUCAAGGUGUCCCGUCUUCAUCUUGUGGACUUGGCAGGUUCUGAAAGACAAAAAGAUACUCAUGCUGAGGGACUCAGACUAAAGGAAGCAAGUAGUAUAAACAAAUCAUUGUCAGCGCUUGGUAAUGUGAUCAUGGCUUUAGUUGACAUCACCCAUGGGAAGACCAGACAUGUUCACUACAGAGACUCUAAACUGACAUUCCUUCUCAGAGACUCGCUAGGUGGUAAUGCAAAGACUUAUCUUAUUGCAAAUGUGCAUCCAUCAGCUAAGUGUUUUGGGGAAACAUUGUCCACUCUUAACUUUGCUAAAAGAGCGAAGAUGAUUAAAAACAAGGCUGUGGUGAAUGAAGAUGCUACAGGAAGUGUUACUGCUCUCCAAGCUGAAAUAAGACGACUUAGAGAGGAGUUGGAGAAAGCUCGAGCUGGAAUUCCAAAGCAAAUCACCAGACAAGAAUCAACUGAAGCAGAUCAGAACAGUUCUCGAGGUGAAGCUUGUGUCGCUGCUGAUACUAACAACAAUAACAAUAAUAAUAACAAUAAUAAUAAUAACAAUAAUAAUAACAAUAACUCAGGAGUUGAUGUGAAUCAGCAGUACCGGGAGUGGAGAGAGAUGAUGGUAGCAGCCACGGCGGCUAGGGAUCGAGCUGAACAGGAAAAACAGUGCUUAGUUGACAAGGUGCAAAAGCUCGAGGAAUUGUGCAGUAAAAAGGAAAAAUUCCUUCAGUCGACAAAGAUGAUCCUUAAGUUUCGAGAAAGCACAAUUUCCAGACUAGAGAGACUGAGAAAACGAGAUAAGGAAGGGUCUGAUGGCCAAGAGGAUGAUAAAGAGAGAGAAAUUCAACUUCUCAAAGACGAAAUCGCCGUAAUGAAAGAUAAACUUGAACACCACCCAGAUGUCACUAGGUUUGCUAUGGAAAAUCUGGAGCUGAGAGCGGAACUUAAGUGCAUACGCACCCGGGAUGAAGAUGGGACUGAUUUCGCUCAAGAUCUUGCUAAAAGCCAUAGAUACACAUUACAGUUGGAGAGACAAUUGAGGGAAUUGCUUCAGUCACCUCAAGGAAGUGAACUUGAGAGAAGUUUAUCCAACUCUUUACUUAACCUGGAAGCAUCGAAUGCUGAACUCGAAAAGUUCAAGCUCGAGCGAGCGCAAUUACACGCUCAAAUGGAAUCGACUCGAGAGGAACUGACAGAAACCCGUGAGAGUUUACAACAGACGAAGGAAAAACUCGUAGGACAAGAGGAGAGCUUUAGAAAGAAAUGCAUUGACUUAGAAGCUGAUGUUUUGUCGCUCAGAAAAGCCAACUCUGAACUAGAGAGAGCACUGGAAGCUCAUCAACUUAAAACAGCAGUGGAGCGUACGACAUUAAAUGACAUCCACAUGCAAACAAUCAAGAGUAUUACCUCCCCUCGUAAAAUUCUGAACACGCCCAACCGACUGAGUCCUCGCAGCGCAGCAAGCACUCCUAAACGGUCACCAGCCGUCACCCGAAAGUCCAAACUGUCCACUCCUGUGAUAACAACACCUGAUGAGAAACCCAAAGCACAGAAUGGAUUGAUAAGAAGAGACAGCUUCCACGAUAUUGGAUCAGACAGUGAAAUGGACGAUCCCUUCUUCAAUUUUGACUCCGAAGAGAUGGAUGACGAGGAACUUUAUACUGAGUCACUUUUGGAGGAGCUCAAAAAGCAGCAGGAAAUGAAUAAUGUCCAGUUACAACAGCUUCAAACAGAAGAGGCGACAAGAAUUCGACUGAAUCAGACCGUCACCAAGCUUGAACACCAAGUGCAGAAUCUCACAACGGUUCUAAGCAGUGAGCGGGAAAAGCAUGCUGCAACUGAGACCGAGCUGAACAUGAAGAGCUUGGGUCUAGCUGACAAGCUGAAGGAGGCCCGGGGAGAGCUAACUGUCCUUCGAAGUGAAAUAGAGGAUGUGAAGUGCUCAUUGCAAGCUUCUCAAAGACAAGUUGAUUCGCUGAAGAAGGAGCGAGACAUGGAAAGUAUUGAGUCUGGUAGAAGACUUGCCACAUUAGAGAGUAAGUUAACAAGGCUUGAAAUAGAGAACUAUAAUCAACAGACAGAAAUGGAAAGCUCAAUAGAGAUGAACCAACACCUACAGGCUGAUGUAGAGACACUUCGCGAUGAACUGGAAUUCAAGAAUCACAAAAUUGAAGAGUUCGAGAGCAUGUUACAAGCAGAAAGACAGAGACUCAAGGAAAUGGGACAAGAAUUGCAGGGAACUAUGGAUAAAUUGGACAUUCAAACCGAGACAAAUAACAAGUUGCUGGCUCAACAAGAUAAACAACAGGAUAUGGUGAGGGCUCUGGAACAGCUUGUGGCCUUGAGGACAGAGCUGCAAGAAAGCAACUUGACAUGCGAACAACAGGCUCAGAAAAUACAUUCCUUAUCAGAAGAACUUGAUGAAGCAAAGACCAGCAUUAGAACGUUAAACAAACGAAACGAAUCCGACAUCGAUUGUGUGAACAAUUUAAUGGAGUCUGUCAAGGGUCUGAAGAAAAACCUUGGCGAGAAAGAGAGCGAACUCUCGUUUGUUCGAAAUCAAUUGGAGGAGAGUAAACUUCAGCAACAGGAGUUGACAGAUAGUAUAGAAGAAAAGAAACGAACCAUCGAGAAAUUGAAGGACAAACUUGACCGAGAAACGGAGAAGUUUAACAAGGAAAGAUUGGAUCGCGAAACUGAGAUGAGUCAAUUGAGAGACGAUCUUCGUCGUACCACCGAGCAGUACAGAGAACUUACCCAGGCUCUGGCUCAACAACAGCAACAGAUAACAUCUUUGCAAUCUGAUUUGAAAGAAAAGACGACUACAGUAGUGACCUCAGAAAACAAGCUUCGUGAAAUGGAACAAUCUAUGGUCGACUUGGAGUCUCGGUACGAGAGUCGGCUGAAUCAGUUUCAACAUUUGAACGAGUCACUUGACGCAUCUGGUAUGAUUGAGUCACAUGAAGCUGAGCUGGACAAACUACGAACCAAACAGUUCAGUAUGUCAAAAGUGAUCGAUAACUUGGAGGCUCAUCGUCAAGAAAGAAUUGAAGAGAUGGAAUUACUACGAGGUCAGGUGGAGGAGAUGGUUGAACUUAGAAGAAAUAACGACCUACUGGAAACACACUGUAAAACACUCACCUAUCAAUUGGAGGCUGAGAGGAACGAAGCUAGAGAAAAAGAGGAAAAUUUCAAAACUGAAGCCGAUGAGAAGCAGAAGCAAUUAGAAACAGCCAACGAGAAAGAGAGAAGUGCCAUGGCGCUGAAGGACCAGAUUUUAUCGGAGAAAGCAGCCAUUGAAUCAGUGUUGGCUGCAGCAAAGUUGAACAUGGAGACGGCACUUGAGGAUGCUGAAUACAUGGCCGAAGAACUUGAGAGAACUCGACAGCUGGAGAAGCAAGGAUUUGAAGAAAAAGAAGAAUUGAAAUCUAGACUGGAAUCCACCAUGGAAGAGAAGUUCAAACUGGAAAAGGUACUGAAGAAAAUUGAAGAAGAGAAUGCUCGAUUGAAAGGCCACCAAAACCCACAACAGAAAGUGCAGCACUUGUUGGCCAUCAAAAAAGAAAACCAUGCUCUUAAAGAACAAGUGAACAAACUGAUAAAGGAAAGCCAGAAAUGCAGUUGUAAGGGGAAGAAACCGCCACUGGCAAGCAAAAAUGGAGGAGCUGAGGGCAAGAAAGAAGGAAAAUCUAAGACAAGUUCAUCAAGCGAGGAAGAAGGGACACCGGACAUAAAAGAUGCAGUGGACAAGGAAAAUGUGUUUUCUGCUGCCACUUGAAAACUUUUUUGUUACUUGCUUUCCAGAGGGCUAAAUUUAUAACGUUCAGGGUAUGAUUACUGAGAAAGAAAGUGCUGAGCAGUUCUACCAGUCUGACACAAGAUUCUACCAAGAACACUGAUUAUCGAGUGUGUUAUUUUAAUUUAGAACUGAAUUUCUUUUCGUUUCUUGGAGUUAGGUGAGAAAAUAUCCUUGCAGCCGCAAAAUGGCUUCUAUUGACGAAAAAAGCAGGUUACUUCCCAGGCCUGCUGAGGAAUAUACUAAGCAUUUCAAGUAAUCACUUAUAUUUUAGGGUUUUAAUCCGGACGCGACAGGGGACUGCGCAUGAGGUUUCCAUACUUUAGUAUAACUACAGCAGUGAUCUGUAAGUAUAUGACUUUCAUUACAGUCUGUUUUAUAGGUUCAAAACAGAUAAUUAACUGUCGACGUCGUCAGGUCUGUUAAAUUCACUUAUUUCAUGAACCGGUCAACGGGCUCUUGCUAUGAGCAAGCAUAUCUUAACAUAUAGUACAUGUGACCCAGAAUGUCAGAUACCUUUACCAUGAUGUUUUGUUUGUAAAGCAUACUGUAUAUGCGACAUCAGCAGAGUCACUCUGCUACUAUUUAGAACUAAAUAACCAAAUGUUAUCCUU